AUGGAAGAAACUACAACGAAAAGACAGAAAUUGUCGAGUGUUGAAUAUAAUGCCGAAGAUAAAUCUAAUGAAAUGAGUCAACCUUUUGAAUUACAAGAAAUUCAUAUUUUAAAUCUUCCUAAUGAAAUUCUGCUUUAUAUCUUCAAUUACGUCAAUAUUUCUUCACGAAAAGUUGUUUCAGAAGUUUGUAGAAAGUUUUAUGAACUAAUAUGUAUCGUUGAACGAGACUGUCAUCCACUCGAACUUAGUUUCCAACAGAUUUAUAAUGAAGAUGUUCGAAUUUCAAUCAUUAAUUCAUCUCGAGAAUUCAAUGAGCUUACAAUCAAUCAUUACAGUCAAAGUACUUCCAUCUUGGAAAACAUAAAAUAUGUGAAUGAUGUGACGCAAAAGUUCGGAGCAAGACUAAGAAAGUUUGAAUUGGUUUCAGACGGUGGUCGUGUGUCAACCUUGAAAGAGUCGCAGUUAAUUAAAAUACUUAGUUCCAUUCCCAAUGUGGAAGUUUUGGUAUUGAACAAUAUUGUUGUGAAAAGUGAACAGAAUCCUGAUGAUAACAUUGCUGAGUUCAACUUACACAAACUGAAGGAGUUAACAAUUGAUGAAUGUUACCUUAAUUCUCUAAUCAUAUUCAAAAGAAUACCAAAGGACACAUUAAGAAAAUUAACAUGUUACCUUAAUUCUCUAACCAUAUUCAAAAGAAUACCAAAGGACACAUUAAGAAAAUUAACUUUUACAUCUGAUCCUGUUGAUCAAAUGCAGUUCCAACAGUUUUUAAAUCAACAAAGAAACAUUAAAAAAUUUGAAUUAUUUGAUAUGACGGAAGUUAAGUUUAAUCAUCUUAAACUUGAGCAUUUAAAGAUAAGCCAAAAUUGUUUGAUGAAUAUUCCCGAGGUCUUGCAACAGCAACCAAAACUUCUUCAUCUUGACUCUGCAACCACUUUGUUUAAUGACGAAGCUUUUGCAGCAAUGUGUGAAUUGAAAAAUCUUGAGAUAGCAAAAAUUAUCAUCGAUGAAGUGUCUGGAAACGUUUUUCAAUUUUUGAGACAAUUGGUUAAUCUAAAAGAAUUGCGAUUAGAAUCUUAUUGUUGUGAAGAAUGGAAAAAUCUCCGUGAGCUAAGCGUAAUGCCAUUAAAUAUUGAAAAGUUGACACUUUUAUAUUGUGAUGAAAGGAUUCCAGACGAAAUCUUUAUUCAAUCAAGCCAAAACCUCAGAAAGCUCAAACAUAUUGAAAUUGUUAAUAUCUCAAUUCAGAUCAUCAACACAAUUUUGCAAUAUUUUCCUAACCUUGAGUCGAUUUAUUUUGGUUUUGGCUAUAUUUACGGUGUACCAGAUGAUGAACUGAUCAUCAAUGAACAAUUGAACUGCGAAAAUCUCAAGCAAUUUGUUGUAGUAAACAUCGAUGAUGAUCUAGAGGAAAACUCAAGAUCACUUCUUAAACUCGUCAGUCUGUGUCCCAAUCUUGAACGAAUUAUGUUAUCACAAUUGUGUCAAACAGUGAAUGAAGAUCUGCAGCAAAUUUUGAAUGAUCAUCCUAAGUUAACUCAUUUGAGUCUUGAAUUCACUCAUUUUCAAUUUGAAAAUGAAACAAUCGAGCUCAUUCGUAGCACAAGAAAAAGACUCCAACUCAUACGAUUAGCAGGACUGAGUAGCCUUCCAUCCCGUUUAAUUUUGGAAGAACUAUUUGAAGCAGAUUUUCCUUAUAUCAAUGACAAUCCAUCGAGCUCAAUCGAACUCAUCCUUAAGAAAAGAAACAUUACCGAUUGGUAUUUGAAUUUUAAAGACAUGGAUUCUUAUUAG
Molecule: messenger RNA, 1794 nt
Organism: Clunio marinus
Lineage: Eukaryota; Metazoa; Arthropoda; Insecta; Diptera; Chironomidae
Source: the annotation of a GenBank genome assembly